GGAGGAGGAGGGCUGUUUUCAAACCCGACGGCCACAGCGGGGCCGGGGCUGAGCGGCUGCGCGCGGCGGGAGGCGGCGGCGGCGGCGGAGCUCCGGGCCGGGAGGAGGUAAGGAGCGGCCGCGCCCCUCGCUCUCCUCACGGCGGGGCACCCUCAGGUGCUGCCCUGCUCGGCGCGGCGGGGCGCGGCGGCUGUCAGCCUGUCAGCGCCGCGCGGAGCCAUGGCCGCCGCUGUCACCCGCCGCCGGGCUGGCCGAGAGCCGGCGGGCGGCGGUUCCCCGGGGGGAGGCAGGGAGAGAGAGAGGCGGCGGGGCGCCGCCCGCCCGGGGGAGCGGCGCCGGGGCCGCGCCGUGCCGCCCGCCUCGGAGCCGGGGCUUCCGUUGACGGCGGCCGCGGCGCCCCGCGGGCGGCUGUCAGCGGAGCGCGGCCCCGGCGAUGUGGAGGAGCCCGCGCGUGGCGCGGCACAGGUGGCACCGGGCAACAAAGGGAGGGCGAGAGCGGCGGGUACGGCGGCGGGCAGCUUGUGGCACUGCCGGGUUCGGCUCGUGUGCGGGCUUUUGUUCGGUUUUAAGGACCGGGCUGCUGGUAGGGAGCGAAACAAUUCCAUUGUAUUCCGUUUAUUCCGUUUAUUUUAUUCCGUUUGAUUCCGCUGUACUUCGUGUAUCGCCUAUUAUUCCGUUUAUCUCCCCACACGAGCGGCUGGGGGUUUGGUGGAAGCAGCCCGGCAGCCUUUGCCGUAUUCUGCACCUUUGUUUUGUGGGUGUGGAAGGAGAUGGGAAUUUCAUGCCUCCGAGUUCCAGGAGAGCCGAUGGGAUAAAAGCAGCACUAAUAAAGAGCAGCGAGUGAGUUGUGAUGCUCGCAGGAACACAAAGCUGUCAGACAGAUGUGCGGCAGCCCAAGUGUCACGGCGUUCCAGGAAAAACUGUUUAAUCCUGGAGCGGGGGGGAAAGGGUGAGGUCAUCGUGUCUAUAAGAAAUCAUUAACGCUCAUUAAAAUAAUUCACCGUUAUCGAUGUGGGAAGAUUUGAGGGGAGACGCUUCCCUGGUUCCGCAGCGCUUGGGUGGAUUUCAGCACGCAGCUUGACGGCAGCUUGCUCACGUCUCAAGCCUUAGGGCUGGGAUGUGGUGAGAUACCCACAGGGGGUGUGCAGCUGGGAAGGGCUCAGCGCACACUGCCACCUGAAGUUCGGUGGGAUGGCAUCUCUGGAGUAACAGGUCUUUAAAAUGAUGUGAGACAGCAGGGCAUCUCACCUGUUGUGGCUUCUUCAGGCUCGUGCAGAUGUUGGAGGUCGCUCGCUGCUCUUAAUUCUUUAGUUGAAACCACAGAUUGUCAGCCAACCUUCAUCUCAUCCUGUGUCAGCUCUGUAGGUCGCACUGCGAGCUUGAGGAAUUGUCCAGGUGAAACUGCGGGGUUUGAGCUAUGGCAGAAUGCUGCGUUGGGAAGGCAGCACUAAACCCAUUCACCGUCCUUUCUUUUUUCCCCUAAAUACUUUGUCUUUCCUGCACACAUCUCGCAAGCUUAAAAAGUCGAGGAGUACAGCUGUUUUUCUCAGUACCCAGAGGACCGUGGUGGCAUUCUUGUGGUGGGGUCAGUGUUUUGCUGGGUGGUGUGUGAGUGCCUUCUCUCGUUUGCUUCUUAGUAAGCCCUGAGCCUGGCUGGCGUGCCAGAGGGUGGUCAGAGAGCCAUUCAUCCUUUCAGAAGGGAUGACGUCUGGAUCUGAAAGAUAGAAGGAUUUCUGCCUAUCCAUUGCCAUCUCUUUGUGUGUUCUUCGCCCACUCAGGCGUUUAUUCAAAAUUAUUUGUGAACUCUGAAUACUACAGACAGCAAAACUUGGGACAGAUGUUGUGUAAGAAAGCAGGCUGCGUGCAACAAAUGACAUUCAUGUAAGGUUUAUUCCAGCCAGGCUUGCGCAAUAGGUAGCUUCUUUGAGGAAAAGGACUUUUAAUAAGCAGCCUGAAUGAGUGCUUGCAUGAAGCAUCAGAGUUUAUUUGGCAUUAGUUGGGGGUGUUACUUUGUUACCACUUAAGUUAGAAUUGAAAGCAUAUACUGAAAAUGAAAUACCCGUCUUUAUUAAACACAGAUUAUCAGUUGUAGGCUGAAGCAGCAGUUCAUUUGCAUCACUGGGGGUCUGUUUAAAUUGCUACAAAACUCAGAAACCUGCAGCUCUAACUUUGCAAGGUAGGGGAGUCCUGGGUAUCCUCUUGCUGAAGCACUGGCACCUGGGAAUGGCUGAGCUGGAGCUUCUUCCUCGGUACUGAGUGUACAGAUGCAUGAAAAUAAGUUCUGCUUGUUGAACUGAUUUGCUGUGUUCAGACUACCUUAGUGUGGUGAAAUUGCCCGAAAGACCAGUGUCGUUGGUCCUCUUUUACAACUGGAAAGAGCUAUUGAUCACCAAAUAUGUAAUGAUUAACCUGCAGUGUUAAUAUCCACAUCCAGAACAAAUUACUUUUGGCUUUUUUUUUAAUCUUUUGAAGAAAUAAGCUAGAUGUGAAUGUUUGGCAUCUCUUUCUCUUGCCUGUUCUUUUGCAGAUGGAGCAGCAUAAAUGUUGAUUGGUCAUUUAGUCUCCAGACUCUUAUGUUUUAGCUACAUCAUUAGAUUCUACUUAGACUCCAGUGACAGAUGGCAUGAAAUAAAUAUUAGCACAAACUCUAUCUUGCAUUUUACGUUAUGACACUGAAUAGUUUUAUUAACAGAAUAACAGGAGUCAGAGCCCAGUUAACAUGGUCUUUUUUUUUCCUUACAAGUUAAUUAUUGUUCCAGAACCUGGAGAAAUCCUGGGAAGUUCCUCAAGCAGAUCAUUGAGCUGUGCUUGGUAGCGUAGCUAUGCAGUUGAGGAUCUUUAUUGUCACCUUGUAUGAAACCUAAACAUUAAUUUAAAGAGAGGCUGGGAGCCAUUGAGAGCUGGUAUGACUUUGCUGUGGCUUAUUUUGGGUUAUCUCCCCGAGUCUGACAAAGCGCCCUUUUAUCUGCAGCUUGCACUUUUAUCUUUUGCAAGCAGCAAAUGAAGAAACUCUCCUCAGCUUCAUGGAGCUAUCUGAAGCAGCUGAGCAUACAAUGUUGCAAGGGGAUUGGUUUCACUCCGUUUUAUGCCAAGAAAAGCCAUAGUCCAUACAGAGGCACAAUCAUAAAUUAUGUUAGAGGCAAAAAGUAAGGAUACUGGAACCACCUUCUUCUUGCCCUGUCUUGCAUCAGUGAGGCUGGAAAAUAAUAGAGAUAGAAAGCACCUUUCCCCUGCCUUCAGGUUUCAGAAAGUAUUAAGAAAGAAGGCCUGGAGCACAGGCCUUAUGAGGAGCGGCUGAAGGAGCUGGGAUUGUUCAGUCUGGAGAAGAGGAGGCUCAGGGGAGACCUUAUUGCUCUCUAUAACUACCUGAGGGGAGGUUGUAGUGAGCUGGGAGUUGGCCUCUUCUCUUGUGUAACAGUGAUAGGACCAGAGGGAAUGGCUUCGAGCUGCACCAAGGAAGGUUCAGGAAAUACUACUUCUCUGAAAGGGUGGUCAAGCACUGGGAUGGGCUGCCCAGGGAGGUGGUGCAGUCACCGACCCUGGAGGCGUUCAAGGAACAUUUGGACAUUGUGUUGAGGGACAUGGUUUAGUGAGAACCAUUGGUGAUGGUUGGACUGGGUGAUCCUGUGGGUCUUUUCCCACCUUGGUGAUUCUAUGAUUCUAAACCAAGCAGUGUUUUGUUGUUUGAGAAGUAUUGUUCAGGGAGAAAUCUGAGUGAGUUCCAUCACUUGAUGGCAGCAGCAAUGAGCUUGCUUGCAUUAAGACACUUCCGCUAGUUUCCCAUCUCUUUCUUUUACAUCCUACUUAAUGGGUAUCUGGCCUUUCAAACUCUUCAAGCACUGAUUAGACAGAUUGCAUUCUGGCUGGUGAAGCUGAAAUAUUUUUCUCUUGUUUACGUUCACUUGAAGAUCUUGUUCAAAAAGAAUGCUAACUGAGAAAAAUCAGCUUUCUGUGGUGCUCUGUGCUGUUCAGCAAUCUAAUCUGGGUUCUUACUGCUAGUUUGCAGAUAAGGAAAAAAGGGAAAGUUUGUUUCCUGGUAUUUUCUUUUGAGAAGAACAGACUCUAACAUGGUCUUGACAGCCAUAUUACUUCUUAAAACUUAAAAAAAAAAAAAAAAAAUUGUCUUGAAAAUCACUUGUUCUGUGUCUUCCAAUCCCUUCAACUUCCCGGUGACAUAGAAACAUUAAUGAGGGUUAAAUGCAUUACUCACUGUAGUUUUGCAGCUCUGAAUAGUUACACUGUAUGCAAAGGAAGUUCUAGCUAUUCUCCAUUCCUCUCCAUCUGUUCCACCACUCUCUUUUCCAGCAAAGAAAAAUUAUUUCUGUAAGGAAACUGUUAUUUUGUUCUGUUGCUUACAUGAUACAUGGUGAUGGCCAUGAGACAGCAGUAUAGGCUGUUGAAGGUGUUUUGCACGCCUUCACAAACUAGCCAGGACAAAAACCUCAGUUACACAGCUGGGGAGCUGUAAGUCUAGUCAGAAGUUUGAUCUUUAUUUUCAUUUUUUUCUGCAUCUGCUGUUUGAGAUCUCACCAAUAAUCAGACACACGUGAACAAACCAUUUACCACGAUGGAUCCUGCUGAAGUUGAAGGACGAUGAAUGGCUUGGGCAGUUCGUCUGCUUUUAGGCCACAAAGGGCUUCUGUGUGCUUUAGGUGCUGUUCCUCCAGGAAUGCUGCAGGACAGUUGUGGCUCUUCCUGUUUCUAGGUUAGCUAAUUAUCAGAGAAGCUAAUGAGGGCUUAAAUGGAAAUUACAGAGGUUCUAGGAAUAUUGUAUAGAAUGGACCUGGAAUCUCUGGGCUUACAAAUCUUUACUAAGUUACUAAAGGGAUUGUAGAUCCCUGUAGAAGAAGGUUAAACUUGGUCAUAGAUCUGCUUUAAGUUUUUCUUUGGCAGACACUGUACCUAUGGAACAGCCUUAGCUGACCAAGAUUUAUUUUGUUGCAUCUUUAGGGAAUAAGCAGUAGAUCAAAACUGAGGCUUACAACUCCACUUCUCCAUUUAGCUUAAAGGGAGUAUCAUUACGUUCAGCAUCUGUGCAGGUGCUUCCUUUGAGCCCAGAGCUCAUCCUAAAAAAGAGUCGAGAGGAAGCACCUGUGACCAUGCAAGGUUUUUAGACUUUGUAGAUCAAAAGGCAAGACUCGUCAUGGAUUUUGCAAUAAGUGUCUUCAGCUCCUGACGCUUAGGCAGGCAUGACUCUUUUCUUUUCUCUCCCAGAAUGGGUUUCCUCCUCAUUGGAUUGAGAAAAUCCUUUAUUUUGAGAGACUGUCUGGAAUAAAGAGAAAGCCCAUCAGGCACUCUAGAGCUUGUGUAUAUCUGCUUCUCAGAAUACGGAGAUGAAGGUUUUUCCAUAGACGCUUAUUUUGACAGCAAGUAUGGGCCUCAGUAAAAACAGGAUGCUUCCCAAUGUGUAUUCUACACAGCUGUCUUAAUGAUAUGAUUUAACUUGACUGUGCCAUCAGUACUCACAAGCUACACGGGUUUUUCGUUGGAAUAAAUGCUGUCCUGACUUCAUGGCAUAAGUUGCUGGCGAAUGGAAAAGACUUAAACCUUUUAAUAUGCUGAGCAUAUCAGCAGGAGGAGAGAACUGCCAGUGGACAUGCAGCCUCUGAGUUAAAGAACAGCUGUGUUUCUAAUUCACGAAACGGAAUCGUAGCCUUGCUGAGAUUGGAAGGCACUUCUGGAGGGCAUCCAGUCCGUCCCCCUGCUCAGAGCAGGGCCAGCAGAGCGGAUUGCUCAGAGCUGUGUCCAGUUGAACCUGGAAUUCAGCCUAACUGUGUGAAUAAAAUGCUGCUAAGUUUAGCUAGCCUGUUGAGAUUCCUUGCUGAAAGCUUGAUAAAUUCUAAAACUGUCAAGUGGCUUUCUUUCAAAUAGAACUCUUCCUCCAUCUCCACCCCCCCACACACCCCGCCCAACUGUUAUAGGUAAUGAAAUUAGUCAGGAAAAAUACAUUUUUAGUCACCAGAGGAUGCAGCCUCAUUGCACUACUUCUUGUUUGUGGUAGUCUUGUCAAGCUGUGGUAUGUUCUGCUAAGUUCUGCUUCUCAAUGAAGUCCUUUUUAUUUAUUUAUUUUUAAUAUAAAUGACGAAGUGCUUGCAUAAGUAAGACUUCUUCGUGCUUCAUCUUGCUUAUUAAAUAUGCAGUCUGCAGUUUCUCUCUCCCUCUUUUGCUCCCUCUGCCCCAAGAAGACAAACACCUGUAUUUAUUCUCUAUGUUGUUUGUAUUGGCACUUAAUUGAAGAAAGUCUCUUCCAGUGCCUGCAACUCAGACUAAGCUUCUGGGUGGAAAACUGAAAGUGAAAGGAAUUUUCUACUGCAGAAGAUAAACAAUAAGUAUCUAGAGCAUAAAUACUGAUAAGAGUAUUUCUUCUGAUGUAAUCUCCGAGUAUCGAUAACACCUGAAAAGAAGCUUAGUGUUUUUGAUCCGUCAGAAUUCCUCUCGAGAAAAACAAGUAUUUCUUCCAGCAGUUGUAUUUGUGGUUCUCGUUGUCAUCUGCUUUCUUGCCAGCACUUCCUGGCAGAAUGAUCAGCCAUAUGUAAAACAAGUAAUGCUCGUGUCUUCCGUGAACAGAUGUGGGGUUGGUCUUGGAGCAGAGAAAUGAGUGUGAGAGUAAGCAAUGCUGACAAUAAUCCUUCGGGUUCAGCCGGCUGCAGUUCCCUGCUGACCCACAGGGAGAAAUGCUGGGAAUGCUGUAGGGAUGGUGGCUGUGGCUCAGAAGGAAUGAUAUCCCAUGUCACUAGGUGGGAGCCGCUCCAGCCCGACUGGAAUGGGAGUCAGUAUCGGUGACUUCUGUUAAGCAGGUUUGUCACUGGCCUGGGGAGAGGGAAUGCUUUUGUUGGCUCAUUUCUGUUUUGUCGUUGAUGCCGGUAGAGAUAUCCCAUAAAUGUAUGCUUCUUACAUCGUGUAUCUCCUAGGCAGGGAGAGGUUGUGCACCUACCUAUGUGCGUAAAGAGAAACGUCUACACAAGUCUUUUGAGAUCAGGAAGGAUGUUUUACUUCUGAAUCAUUCCAAGCUGUUCUUUGAGACACACAAUGAACCCACUGAUACAAGAUACAGCUAGUAAACACCUAUAAAAUGCCCAAAUCUGGAUCUACAAAAACAGCUCAAAUAGAAAAUUCUGACAGUGAUAGCACCAUGGUGGAAAAACCAGCUGCAAGAAAGAGCAAGGACAAGAUUGCAUCCUACAGCAAAUCUCCAAAAGUGGAUAGGAGUGAUGUGGGGAAGGAGAUGAAAGAAAAGUCUUCCAUGAAACGUAAACUUCCUUUUACUAUUAGUCCAUCCAGAAAUGAAGAUCGCAAUUCAGACACAGAGAAGGAAGGUCCGGAGAAAAAGAAAGUGAAGAAGGAUGCUGGAAAUAAGAAGUCAACACCAGUUAGCAUUCUUUUUGGCUAUCCUCUGUCAGAGCGCAAACAGAUGGCACUUCUUAUGCAGAUGACAGCAAGAGACAACAGUCCAGAUUCCAACUUGAAUCAUCCUCUGCAAACAACACCAGCACAAAAGAAAACUCCAAGCUCCUCUUCCAGACAAAAAGACAAAGUUAACAAGAGGAAUGAACGAGGGGAAACUCCUUUACAUAUGGCAGCAAUUAGAGGGGAUGUUAAACAAGUUAAGGAGCUUAUCAGUUUAGGUGCAAAUGUGAAUGUAAAAGAUUUUGCAGGUUGGACACCACUGCAUGAAGCUUGUAAUGUUGGUUACUAUGAUGUUGCUAAAGUCCUGAUUGCAGCAGGAGCUGACGUGAACACGCAGGGUUUGGAUGAUGAUACGCCGCUUCAUGAUUCUGCUAGUAGUGGGCAUAGAAAUAUUGUGAAGUUGUUGCUUCGACAUGGUGGAAAUCCAUUUCAGGCCAAUAAGCAUGGAGAGAGGCCUGUUGAUGUAGCUGAAACUGAAGAGCUGGAAAUGCUGUUGAAAAGGGAGGUACCUAUCUCUGAUGACGAGGACAGUUGCUCAGAUUCUGAAGAAGCUCCAUCUGUAAAUCCUUCCAGUGUAGAGGGAAAUGUUGACUCAGAAGUGGAAAAAGACUCUGUAGCCAACGGCAGCAAACAAAUUGUUCACAGUAAGGCACCACAUCCACCUGCACUUGAUGAAUAUGAGUUUAAAGAUGACGAUGAAGAUGAAAUGAAGAAAAUGAUUGAUGACAGACAUAUUCUUAGAAAAGAUGUAAGGAAAGAGGAUGAAACGGAAGUUGAAAAGAACAGCUUAUUUGCAAAACAAGACAAAGUUUCCUAUUCAAAAUCACUCAAAAACAAGAAACAGAAGCCAUCUAGAGUUUUGUAUUCAAGUUCCGAAAGCUCAGAUGAAGAAAUAGUCCAGGACAAGAAGAUAGUCUCUCCUUGUUCUGUUUCAGAGACGUCAAGUUCUGAUGUAAGAGCGAAGAAAGAAUGUGUUGUUACAAAUGAACACAAGCAAAAAGGCAAAGUUAAAAAGAAAGUAAAAAAUCAAAGUAAAAAUAAAGAGAAUCAAGAACUAAAGCAAGAAAAAGAAAAUGCUAGAGUAACAAAUAUAGCUGCUUCUGGGUUAGAUUCCUUAGAUAAAACUAGAGAUGAAGAAACAUUUAAGAAGUCUUUCAGCCAAAAAGACGAUUCUUCUUUACAACUAUUUCAUAUUGCUGCUGGCAAAUCUCCUAAGCAUCCCUGUGGAUUAAGUGAAAAGCAAGCAACAGCGUUAAAGCAAGAAAACACCAAAACUUGCUUAUCACCAGGAGGCUCUGAAAUAACAUUACAGCCUGAAUUAGUUCGGUGCGAUCACAGUGUGGAUUCUGAGUAUCUAGUAGAGAGCUCCAGUGGCAAAUCUUGUAAACAUAAAGAAAAAAGCAAGCAUCAUCAGAAAGAUUUUCAGUUAGAAUUUGGUGAAAAAUCUAGCCCUAAAAUUAAAGAUGAAGAUAAUAGCUCAACGUUUGAGAAUUCAGAGUAUACUCUGAGAAAGAUUGACAAGGAAGGUAAAGCACUUAAAAAGCAUAAAUUAAAACACAAAGAAAGAGAAAAAGAUAAGGACAAGAAGGAACAGGAUGGGGAAAAGGAAAAACAUAAACAUAAUAUUAAAGAGUCUCAAAGAAGUAUUGAGUUUGACAGAGAGUUUUGGAAAGAAAAUUUUUUCAAAAGUGAUGACAGUGAAGAUACACUGUUAAAUACAGAACAUGAAACUCUUCCUUCAGACAGAAAAUCGAAGUUGGAAAAAGCUGUGGCAAAAGAAGACAGGUUAGCUAAGGAGAGACAGUUCCACAAGGAAAGAAAUGCUAGAGAGGAGAGAGAGAAGAACAAAAAGGAAAAUGAGAAGUUCCUUAAGGAUGAAAAAAUGAAAGAUUCGAAAGAAGAAAAAGAGACUAUACUCGCAGAUAAAGAAAUGGAAAUGUUCUGCUUAAGUGUUAAAGAUGAGGUAAUCAGCAUGCACUUAAUAGAAAAAGAAGCAGAUACUGAAAAGCAUGAAAAGAAUUUAAAGGAAAAUAAGGAGAAACGAACCUCAGCCAAAGAAAAAGAUGUUGAAAAGGCAGAAAGAAAAAAUGGAGAAAAAGAGAAAAAAAUAAAACAUGAAUGUAAGACAGAGAAAGCAGAAGUAAAUGAAAAUAUGGAGAAAGUAAAGGAAAAGACCAAUUUCCAGCAAGCUGAAAGAUGCCAUAAGGAGAACGAUAAAAUAAAAAGCACAGGUGCUCUUAAGAAACUUGAUGAGAAAGAAAAAAAUAAAGAAAAGAUGGAAAAGAAGCAUGACAAAGAAAAGGUUGAUAAAGACAGACAUUUGGCUGACAGCAAAGAAAAACACUGUAUUGAAAGAAAAGUCAAACAGUCUGAAAAAGAAUCUGAAUAUACUAAGUCAGAAAAAAAUAGAACUAAAGACAAGGAAAAGGAACCUGAAAGAAGAGACAAAUCCAAAGACAAAGAGACUUCAACAGUAGUGAACUCAAAACACGUGCAAGAAGAAAGAAGGUGCAACAUUGCGGACAGUAAUAAAUCAAUGCAUGACAAACUGACGUCUUUGAAAGAAAAGCAAAAAGAUGAUUUCUUGAAAACUCCAGACGGUAGAGAGAAAGAUAAAAAAGAUAAAGAUAUAGACAGGUACAAAGAGAGAGACAAGCAUAAACAGCAUCAAAGUAGUUUACUUAAACUAAAACUCGAACAUGAGAAACUUAAGCCUAAAACUUCUCCUGCACCAAAGGAUGCUCGACCUAAAGAGAAAAGGUUAGUCAAUGAUGAUUUAAUGCAAACUAGUUUUGAAAGAAUGCUUAGCCUUAAAGAUCUGGAAAUUGAGCAGUGGCAUAGAAAACAUAAAGAAAAAAUAAAACAGAAAGAGAAGGAACGUUUACGAAAUCGCACUUGUUUAGAACUUAGCAAGAUAAAAGAGAAACAGAGACAGUCGUUACCUGAAGUAAAAAACAAAGAACUUACUCGUUCAAAAAGCUCAGAGUUGCCAGAUUUUUGCAUGAAGGAGAAACAGCAGAAAGAAGCUACGAGUAGUAGAUCCCAGUCGGUAGAUACAAGAAAUGUAAACGUUAUAAAGUCUUUAUUGGUUUUGGAUAAUGCGAAUAAAUCCCCCAAAUCAGAAGGUGAAAAGAUGGGACUGAGCUCCAAAUCCGUGUCCAUCAUUUCUGUUGCAAGUUCUGAGGAUUCCUGCCAUACCACAGUAACUACUCCAAGGCCUGCAAUGGAAUGUGACUCCGAUUUUGUGCUAGAAGGCGCUGAUUCCCAAAUGUCUUUUUCACAAUCACCAUUUUUGCCAACUGCCAAAUCGCCUGCCCUUCUUGAAAGAGAGACCGAUGGUGUUGCCGAAUUGUCUGAUCGGAUGAAGCCAUCUUUUGCAAACAGGCUUCCACCAGCAUACAUCAGAUCAGCAUCUUUUGAAGACUUCAAACUCGUUUUAAAUGAGUGUAGACCUGUUGUAGAGGUUCGAAGAUGCAGCAUGCCUGCUUCUGUUUCUGAACACAGCAAACCGCCUCGAAUAUCAGAGGAAAAUAACCAGAAUGCUCAGAUGUCAGUCCAGACUUAUCCCAGCACUUCCCCUAAACCAGAACUACCGUGUAGCAUGGUUGAAAGAGAUAUCCAAAGCAGUUUUUCUGGUUUGCGGUCAUCUCCAACUAGAGCUGUUAGCAACAAGCAGGUAACAAUGGGUACAAAUACCAUUAAAAAUACCGCUCAGAUGAGUCCCUCAGAAGAAUGCAAUAUUCAUUUAGAACCAUGUAGUCAAAGUGGUGUGACUCAGCAAACCAAACCUUGGGAUGUGCCUUUUGACAGACUGAAUUCAAUAAACAAUGAGUGUAGCAGCUCAGGUUAUGAUGUAUCAGAGCAAGAUACUAAUAAUUUUGUAGCAAUGCAUAAUUCUGAAACCAGGACAAUAAAAGAGCAAAAAGUAGCUGAAUAUUUGCCUCAGCCUGCUGAGAUCAAGGGAAAUUCCAGUUCUCAAGAAUCUGCAUCAUUUUUGCCUUCACAGUCACCUUGUUCCUUACCUAUCCAGCCACUUCCAGAGGGAUCUAAACACAUUUCUUCACCAGGCAUUAGCAAUCAAGAUUCAUUACCUGUACAACAAAAUCUAGUUCAAACUGUAAGUUCUGCCUUCAAUACAGAUGCUAGUAGCACCAGAGAGACGGAAAAUGUUUUCAUCCCUUCCAACAUUAAGAAGGCUGAUGCACCCCAUGCUAUAUAUUCUGAGGGCUCUGCGAAGGAUAUUUCAGAGAUCUGUGAAAGGGUAAAUGAUUUACCUGUGGUGGUGUUAGAAAGAGAUAUUCCUGAAUCUGAUGGCACUUCACAAUUAAAUGUAAAUUCAUAUGUGUUCAAUAAACUUGUUUGCAAGAAUACUCAGAUUGAAGUGGAUGGUAACACAGUGGAUACUUCAAACUUCAGAAAUGAAAAAGACCAGCAAGAAAAUUUGAUUUCAGUGCAUGUUGUUAACAGUAAAGCUGACACUGAUCUCUGUGAUCUACGUUCAGCAAUGUCGCAGGGAAUUAUGAACAAUUCAUCUAAUAAAAAGCCCUGCACUGCCGACGGAGAGGAUGUGUUGACAGAUGAAGCACCGCAGUACUCUUUAUCUAAUUCAGAAAAUAAUUCACAAGAGAUUAUACAAGAAGAGGUGCAUAAAUACAGUCAAAUAGUUAAACUGGAAGAAAUUGCUGAGGAUCAGAAGAUGGAACAGCAAGAAGUACCUCAAAGAAUCACAAGAAAUAGAGCAAAUGUGCUGGCGAACCAGGGCAAACAGAAUCCUGUUGUCUGCAUGCAGACGUUGGAAAAGGAGUCCGAAUUGUUAGCAUCUAUGAAAGGAAGGAUUAGAUUAACUGAAGAUGAUGAUGGUCAGGUUCAUCAUCCACGUAAGAGAAAGGUGUCUCGCGUACCUCAGCCUGUGCAAGUGAACCCUUCUUUACUGCAAGCUAAAGAGAAAACCCAGCAGUCACUGGCAGCUGUCGUUGAUUCUUUGAAACUUGAAGAGAUACAGCCAUACUGUUCUGAGAGAGCAAAUCCAUAUUUUGAAUACUUGCACAUACGAAAAAAAAUAGAAGAGAAGCGUAAAUUACUGUGCAGUGUUAUUCCUCAGGCACCUCAAUAUUAUGAUGAAUAUGUGACCUUCAAUGGAUCUUAUCUACUGGAUGGCAAUCCCUUGAGCAAGAUAUGCAUUCCAACUAUUACACCUCCUCCCUCGCUGUCAGACCCACUUAAGGAACUAUUUAAACAACAGGAGGUUGUAAGGAUGAAACUACGUUUACAGCACAGUAUUGAAAGGGAAAAGCUUAUUGUUUCUAAUGAGCAAGAAGUCCUCCGUGUUCAUUACCGAGCAGCAAGAACUCUAGCUAAUCAAACACUACCAUUCAGUGCCUGCACUGUUCUGCUGGAUGCCGAGGUUUACAACGUGCCCCUGGAUGCUCAGGCCGAUGACAGCAAAACAUCAGUGAGGGAUCGAUUCAACGCACGACAGUUUAUGUCAUGGUUACAGGAUGUCGAUGAUAAGUUUGACAAAUUAAAGACGUGCCUUUUGAUGAGGCAGCAGCAUGAAGCAGCAGCUUUAAAUGCGGUACAAAGACUGGAGUGGCAGCUCAAACUGCAAGAACUUGAUCCUGCUACAUACAAAUCCAUCAGCAUUUAUGAAAUUCAGGAAUUCUACGUUCCUCUUGUUGAUGUUAACGACGACUUUGAAUUGACACCAAUAUGACAACCAGUACCUACUGGCUCUUGACUUUGGACAGCUAGAGACUGAGGUGCAGUGAUUCACAAAGGUAUUUUUCUUUUCAGACAGAACACUUUAUUAAUGAACGCUUAAUGUAGAAUACUGCCUUUCUCAAUAAUUAUUCAGAAAAACGUGGCAUGGAUUCUAGUUCACAACACAGAGAUGGAUUCUUAUUUUGAAGUCAGUUUCCCAGAAAAUAGCAUUACCCGUAUUUCAAAAUUGCCUAUGGCUUCAGGGCUUAUUGCUGACAAGGAUGAUGAAACGUGGUAAGUUAACAGCGCUGGCAGCUGUUAGUACCAAAAACGGCCACCAAAACAAAAUGAUACCUAAAAUCUGCUUGGAAGCUUUGCAUUAUGGAACUUGGGUAACAGCUGGACGCCCGCAGGGGGGAAAAAGAAAUAAGAUGAAAAGUCUGUAGAAGAAAAAUCAGACUUGGAGGAAAAUAGUCUAUUAAUCUUACUGUAUUUUGUAAAUUACUGUACAGCUUUUUCUUUUUUGAAAAAGAUGUAAUAUUGUCUUCAUUUUUAAAUAAUUUAUUUUAUACAUAGUGUGCAAAUGUAAAUAGUCUUGUAAUUAAUGUUCAAACCUGUACAAAAUAGAUAUUUUAACUGUAAAACUGUUUUUGUCUAAUGUUUUAUUGGACCAAAGUUGUCGUUUUUAUUAAGUGUAGUGUGUUCCUGGUUGGCAGUUCUUUUACUAUGGCAUGUGUUUGAUUUAGCUGCUUGUUUCAUCACCAUGACUGUAAAAGAGUUGAAACUGAACCGUUCUGUAUUGCAUGCUUCACAGAACCCCGAGCUCCUUGACUUCAAUAACUGAAACCUGAACAAGUGUAGCAUUUACAAAACCAUAUUUCAUGUUAGUCUGCUGUUGUAAUGCCAUACCUAUGACUUACUAUGCUGAAAAUAUUUUUGUGUAAAACAAAAACAGAGCAAACAAAGAAAAAAAAAAGCAACAACUUUUUUUUCCUCUUAUAUGGUGGUCUCGUAAUAGAGCCUAUUUUUUCCAACAAAAUGCCUUUGAAUGAAAAUUCUUAAAUUGUAUAUUGUCUAUUUUAAUAUUAAUCUAUGGAAGGAUAUGUAAAUAGUUGUAAAUAUAAUGUUUAAUAAAUUUUAUUGGUCAUGUUA
Messenger RNA from Gallus gallus (chicken), 14259 nucleotides. RefSeq names its product ankyrin repeat domain 12 (gene ANKRD12). Lineage: Eukaryota; Metazoa; Chordata; Aves; Galliformes; Phasianidae. Gene Ontology annotation, cellular component: nucleoplasm. Gene Ontology annotation, molecular function: protein binding. The transcript is spliced from 12 exons. The record is from RefSeq and is a predicted model, not a curated record. The coding region runs from base 7073 to 13120 and encodes 2015 amino acids.